AUGGAUCAUAUCAAAGAGCCUCCUGGUGGAUGGGAAAAUAUGUGGGUAGAGGGACGAACACUGUGGGAUUUAGGAGAAGCAACACCUAUUGUUGUUCAUCUCUGUGAAACGGGUUCUUUGCCUAGUGGAAGAGCUUUGGUUCCUGGAUGUGGAACCGGCUAUGAUGUGGUUGUGAUGGCAAACCCUGAACGUCAUGUUGUUGGACUUGAUCUUUCAAAAACCUCAGUUGAAAGAUCCACAAAGAUGUUCUCUUCAUUGCCUAAUUCAAAACAUUUCACAUUCUUAAAAGAAGAUUUCUUCACUUGGGAGCCAACCGAAAAAUUCGAUCUUAUUUUCGACUACAAUUUCUUCUGUGCUUUUGAACCUAAAGUUCGACCUUUAUGGGCAAAGCGUAUGCAAGAGCUUCUGAACCCUGGUGGAGAGCUUAUAACAUUGAUGUUUCCUAUAAGUGAUAGAACACCUGGUCCACCUCCUUACUUAGUAUCAGUCUCAGCCUAUGAGGAACUUUUGAAACCCUUAGGGUUUGAGGUAAUCUCUAUAGUUGAUAACGAACUUGCUCCAGAUACACGCAAGAUGGAAAAAGAAGAAGAAUUCAGUGUGAUCACUCCUCAUUGCCGUCGCAUUCUGAUGGCUCUAUCUAUAAGUCAAUAA
Molecule: messenger RNA, 651 nt
Organism: Eruca vesicaria subsp. sativa (arugula)
Lineage: Eukaryota; Viridiplantae; Streptophyta; Magnoliopsida; Brassicales; Brassicaceae
Source: the annotation of a GenBank genome assembly